AUGUUCGAAAGGUUCCUCCACGAGGUUAAUAACAACCGAGUCGCAAAGGUUUCAUUUGUCCAAUCAUGGAUGGACCAACUCAACCAAGACAAACCAAACGACCUUGUUCGUCUCUGCCGCAGUGAGUGGGAGAAGCUUACCCAACCCUACGACGUCAGCAGAGAGGCUGUUCCCAAACCAGCAAUGGAACCAAACAAAAGAGGAAGAGUACCUCUCAAGCAAGCGUACCUCCAAAGGCUGACCAUAGCCAACGAAAAGUGGAAUGUGUACGACCCGUCCAGGCCAAAAGACCUUAGCAACCGACGAAAGAGUGUAUCCAAUGAAUGA
Cavenderia fasciculata is the source of this 327-nucleotide messenger RNA. RefSeq lists its product as uncharacterized. The record is from RefSeq and is a predicted model, not a curated record. Lineage: Eukaryota; Evosea; Eumycetozoa; Acytosteliales; Cavenderiaceae. The transcript has a single exon. Bases 1 to 327 code for a protein of 108 amino acids.